UCCCGGGAAGUUCUCAAAUGAAAGAACGUCAGGGGAAGAGGAAAAGGAUGAACGCUGGUCGUUGGUCCAUGGGUCCGACUUUCUCCGUCUGCACGGCGUUCCUCCUCCGUUCCACCACCGAUCUUUCUCCGUCCACCACUCGCAUACCUCCUUUGAGUCCCUUUCAUGUUCAUCACCUUUUCUCAAUGAAUUGUCGAUGUUACUGCGAAGAAUUAUACAAAAAAUUAUAUGCAGAAAACCCUUGAUUUUGCUGUUUUGAUUUCUUCCCCCAAGAGGCUGCCGGAGAAAUCAUCCAUCAACAACAAGCCAACAACGAGGACGACGACGAACAACAAUAGCAAACUGAUUAUAUGACUCCUAUACCACCCUCUGAUGAACCUUUUAACCCUUUUGGCCAUUUGGAUUUGGAUCUAUCUGACUCCGAGCUCCGUGAAACCGCCUACGAGAUCUUCGUCGGGGCUUGUGGAAGCCCCGGCGGUGGUAGGCUGCUGAGUUACGUUUCUCAUUCAGGGAGAUUAUUCGAUUGGACGCCACCGGGGCCUUCUUUUCAGCGGUCAUUAACAUUCUCGAGCGGAAGCAAGGUGAAAAGAUCAUUGGGUUUAAAUUCUCCGAAGAAGAAAAAGGGUCCAGGUUCUGCUCCGGUGAGUCCAGUGAACAAGACAAAUCAGCAUCCAACAAUUGGUGAGAUGAUGAGAAUUCAGAUGAAGAUUUCGGAUGAAAUCGAUUGUAGGGUUAGGCCUGCGUUACUGAAAAUCGCUUCUGAAUUGGUUGGCAGGAGAAUCGAAUCAAUAGUUUUACCCGUAGAACUUUUACACCAGUUCAAAGCUUCCGAUUUCCAAACUCAACACGAAUACAACGAAUGGCAAAGAAGACAAUUAAAAAUACUUGAACUCGGAUUAUUGCUUCACCCCAAAAUACCCCUCGACAAGAAAGAUUCAUCUGCUCAACAACUCUCCAAAAUCAUACACACUGCUUAUGAACAUCACAUGGUGACUGGAAAACACAGUGAAGAAGUUAAAACCCUUCGUGGUGUAACAAAUCAGCUUGCUUGUAGAUCAUUUCAUGGUGAUGAUUCCGAAAUGUGUCAUUGGGCAGAUGGGAUUCCAUUGAAUCUUCGGCUUUACCAAUUCCUUCUUGAAUCUCUUUUCGACAUUGAAACCCCAACAAUUAUAAUCAACGAAAUUGAUGAGAUGUUAGAGUUCAUAAAAAGGACUUGGGGUAUUCUCGGAAUUAAUCAGAGGUUCCAUAAUCUUUGUUUCGUGUGGGUUUUAUUCGAUCGUUUUCUUUCCACAGGGCAAGUUGAAAACAAUUUGCUUCUUGCUUGUGCUAAUUUGUUGUUGGAAAUUAAGGAAGAUGCAGAUUCUGAUUCUGGUUUUAGUACUCAGUAUUCCAAGAUCUUGAAUUCUACUUUAAUGUUUAUUUUUAAGUGGGCUGAGAAAGGGCUUUUUGGGUAUCGUGAGUUUUUUUAUAGAGGCAAUGUUGAGUUGAUGCAUAUUGUUUUAUCGAUUGGGUUAUUAGCAGAUGAAUUAAUGGUAGAAAAAAGUUCAUGUGAUGAUGAUAUGAGGAAAAUAGUUUAUGAAACAAGUGGGAAAGUUGAUACUUACAUCCGAUCAUCAAUGAAAAUGGCUUUUAGUCAGAUAAGGGACAAGUUAAUGACAAGUAGAAAAUCAACAAAAAGACAACAAACUAAUUUCAAUCAACUUCCCGCUCUAUGUGUAAUCGCCCAAGAAAUUACCGAUUUAGCCUUCACCGAAAAGGAGAUUUACAGUCCAAUACUAGCGAAACACCAUCCCCUUCCUGUCGGUGUGGCAGUGGCAACUCUUCAUUCUUGUUUUGGUCAACAAGUCAAAGCAUUCAUUUCAAAUAUUACCGAUUUGACACCAGAUGUUAUACAAGUCCUCAUAGCUGCUGAUAAGAUGGAAAAGUGUUUAGUACAAAUGGCUGUUGAAGAUUCUUUUGAUAGUGAAGAUGGUGGAAAGUCAAUAAUUCAAGAAAUGAGUCCUUAUGAAACUGAGAUUGUGAUUGGUGAUUUGGUCAAAUCUUGGAUUCAAACAAGAGUUGAAAGACUUACUCAAUGGGUUCAUAGCAAUUUAAAAAAAGAGGUGUGGAACCCAAAAGUAAACCAAGGGCAAUUUGGUCAAUCUGUGGUGGAAGUUUUAAGAACAAUUAGUGAAACAUUGGAAGCAUACUUUUUACUACCAAUACCCCUUCAUGCAGCCUUACUACCAGAUUUAAUAAAUGGUCUCGAUAAAUCCCUUCAAGAUUACAUUUUCAAAGCAAAAUCCACUUCUGGAAGUCGAAACAAAUUUCUUCCAAAAAUACCCUCGUUGUCACAAAUGGCUGAAAAUAGAACAACAAAAGACAAUUAUGAUUAUGAUUAUGAUGAUGAUGAUGAUUCUUGUGGUAUACUACAAUUAUGUGUUCGUGUUAAUACUUUUAUUUAUAUUCGUAAAGAAUUACAAAUUUUUCAAGAAAGGGUAGUCGCACAAUUGAGCAGCACUGGAAGUAGAACAACUGACAAGGGCAAUAUUGUCAAUUACUAUAAAAUUAGCUUCAACCUAUCUUUAACCGCUUGUGAAGACGGGAUUCAAGAACUCUGCGAGGUAACCGGAUAUAAACUCGUAUUUCAUGAAUUAAAUCAUGUUUUUUGGAAGGGUUUAUACAUCGAUGGAGCUUCAUCUUCAAGAAUCGAACCUUUUUUAGAAGAAUUGGAAGAGAAUCUUGAAAAAAUAACGGGAAUUGUACACGACGAUAGCGUUAGAACAAGGGUAAUUACGGAAAUUAUGAGAGCUUCGUGUGACGGGUUUUUGUUGGUUUUGCUUGCCGGAGGUCAUUCUCGUAAUUUCACUCUUCAAGAUUCCUUCAACAUACAAGAGGAUUUUCAUCUUCUCGUCGAUCUUUUCUGGUCUCAUGGCGAUCGAUUGCCGACGGAAUUGAUAAGCAAAUUCUCGGCUCCGGUGGAAGGUAUUUUACCCCUUUUUGCAACCGACACCGAAACCCUAAUCCAGCAAUGUAAGGCUUUAGCGGUGGAUAAGGGUGGCCGUUUGCCGGAGUCCGGCGAGUGGGAUCGGAACGACCCGAAUACGAUCUUGAGAGUGUUGUGUCAUCGUGACGAUAGGGUUGCUUUUAAGUUUCUUAAGAAUAAUUUUCAUCUCCCGAAGAACGUUUGAUGUAUAGAUGAUUGUGUUGAUUAAUGAUUCUGAUAGGUGGCGAACGGCGGCAGUUGUACAUAUAAAGUUACCGGAUUUGUGGUGGUUCUGGUGAACCACCGUGACAGGUUUAUUCCAUUUUUUUUCUUAUUGAUAUAAUCUAUUGAUCGUGUAUUCUUUUGGCAACAAGGUUGAUGUUAACAUUAAUCAUUAAUGAAGUAGAAAAUGUUAUUAGUGUAUAAUUUAUCUGGAACUUCCAUAAUGGAGUCCAAGUAUUCUCGAAGGCCUUUUGAAAUGUACUUUGAAGAUAAAGACUUUGUUUCUUACUUUUCUUAAGCCAAGAUAUAACUUCAUUCACCAUGAGUCCUCAAAUUAAAGUUGGUUAAAACAACCAUAGAAGCUGGAGAGUCAUCAAAUUUGAUAAGGAAAACUCUUCCCGGGAAAUUCUUGUUGAAAACAUCGAUCGUAUUGAAAAAGUGGUAGAAACUAGACCAUUAUCAAAUCAAGAAAAACAUUACAAUUUGGCUUGGAAUAUAGAUAUCAUAAUCCUAUUCCUUUAUAGACAUUAAAGUGUAUCUAUCUCAAAUAAAAUGGACAAUAAAAGGGGAUGGGAAUUCACAAUUUUUUUUUUCAUGGUUUUAUCAAUAACACAUAUCGAGUCAGAAUGAAUAGCUUGCUGAUUAACAAUAAUUGGGUCACCGACACCAUCCAACAUUAAGGAUGAAGUACUUCGACUUUUCUCAUCAAAACACAAGGAAAAAUCCAUCCUCGAGACCCAAAUUGUGUAGUUCUUUAUUCAAAAGUGUUUCGCCUUGUGAUGCCUCAUUCCUUGACACAUCCUUCUUGGUUUUGGAAACAAAAGAAGCAAGAUGGGUUUUAUGGAAAUAAAAAUGCACUUGGUCUAGAAGGAUUCACAUUCAAAUUCUUGAAACACUUAUGGGAACUCCUUCAAGAAGAUUUAGUUUAUGUUUUCAAUGAAUUUGGAUUCAAUGGGAAGAUUAGUAGGGGUUGCAACUCGAAAUUUAUAACCCUCAUACCUAAGGUAAAAUAUCAUCUUACACUUGAUCAACAACACCAAUUAGUAUACUUAGAUGCAUAUACAAAAAUAAUUGUAUACGACUUCAAUAGACUUAAAAGCUAAUGUGGUCAGAUUGUGAGUGGUGUAAUUGACCUUCAUCUAUAGUUGCAACAUCCUAGAUGCCUCCUUACGAUGGAUUUUGACAAAGCCUUCGAAUAUAUACAAUGGGAGUUCCUAAAUUAUUUGAUGUCACAAAUGGUCUUUAGUUCUCUUUGGAGACGUUGGAUUAGAGGUUGUAUCACCACGGCUUGAAUGUUCA
This is a messenger RNA of Lactuca sativa (garden lettuce), 4486 nucleotides long. NCBI's taxonomy places the organism in Eukaryota, Viridiplantae, Streptophyta, Magnoliopsida, Asterales, Asteraceae. The record is from RefSeq and is a predicted model, not a curated record.